AUCAAAAUCAGAGAGAACUGUCAAAACUUCGACGUGCUGUUCAAAAUCGGCAGAUUUUGCUGAAACGUGAGACUCGUAAUGUUUGUUUAAAAUAGUGUUUUAUUAGUGCAAAACGAUUGUUAUUAUUCCAACUAUUUAGCGGAUUCGUUUGCUGAAUUCAUCCAUCGGGUUUACGCAACAAUGUUCCUUCGUCGCACGGCUUCUUCGGGACUGCUAACAAGGGCUUCGGCAUGCUUGAAAGCUCCCCUCUCGACGGCCGUCUCGCCACAGCAAACCAAACUGGAUGAUUUCCGCACCGGUGAAUCCAAUCCGGCGGCGCACAACAGCAGCCACCUGUCCCGGUUCUACACGGUCCCAGUCGACGUCCGGAAGCAGGUCUUUUCCUACGGUGGAUUUCCGAAGACGUUCGAGAAGCAGAUCAAAACUUUCAAUGAGACUUGUCUGAUGGUGCGGGAACCGGCUGUCGAGAUUAUCAACUAUAUGAACGGGGCUGAUUACAGUAAACCGGCCAAUCGGUUCGUGCUGUACGGGAAGGAUGGCGUCGGAAAGUCGCUCGUCCUGGCUCACAUGCUGCACUACGGAUACAGCCGUGAGUUUUUGCUGGUGCACGUUCCCUGGGUGGCCAACUGGAUGAAACGGGUUAAGGAAACGGCCAACUCGACCACCCACGAGGGCUGUCUGGAUUUGCCGCUGGACGGCGCUGCGUGGUUGAUGCACUUCAAGAACCAGAACGCCAAACUGUUGAGUAAGCUGGAUCUCAAGGUCAGCCGGGACUACGUGUGGACUAAGCGGGAAACGACUCCGGCGGGGGCCCCGAUGCUGGAGCUGAUCGACCACGGCAUAAACCGGGCCAAGUUUUCCUGUGACGCGAUUGCGGCCCUUCUGGGGGAACUAAAGCAGCAAUCCAGCGAAGGCAAGGCUAAAACCAUGGUAGUUGUCGAUGGGUUCAACGCAUUCUUCCACCCGCACACCCGGAUUACGACGGAGAACAAGGUCCGGGUGACGCCGGACAAAGUGACCUUGACCAAGCCAUUCUUGGACAUUACGCGGCCCGAUUGGUCCAACGGCGUCUGCAUCCUGGCCGUGGAUCGAAUGGCCCUUACAGAGGACCGCAUGGAGUCGGAACUUCCCAUGUAUCAGCUGAGGAGGGAGGGCUUCGAGCAUCUGGAUCCGUUUGUGCCGAUCCGGGUGGACAAUUACACCGAGGAGGAAUACUACAGCUGCGUGCAGUACUAUCUGAACCGAAAGUGGAUUCAACAGACGGAGUCGGGAUUCGAUAAGGAGUUGGAGUUUCUGAGCGGGCGCAAUCCGUUCAAACUGAUGGAGCUGUGUGCGAGCUUGUAGAAUGGUGCGCUGAUUUGUGUGGAUCGGUGAAUAAAGUUUAGGAAUGAG
Messenger RNA from Aedes albopictus (Asian tiger mosquito), 1392 nucleotides. It is a transcript of the gene mRpS29, whose product is annotated as small ribosomal subunit protein mS29. Bases 181 to 1344 code for a protein of 387 amino acids. The record is from RefSeq and is a predicted model, not a curated record. Gene Ontology annotation, biological process: apoptotic process. Gene Ontology annotation, molecular function: structural constituent of ribosome. The transcript has 2 exons. Gene Ontology annotation, cellular component: mitochondrial small ribosomal subunit; mitochondrial ribosome. NCBI's taxonomy places the organism in Eukaryota, Metazoa, Arthropoda, Insecta, Diptera, Culicidae.